AGAGACGGAAGCCGUCCCGGAUCAUAACAAACGCUUUGAGAAAUGGCGGCUGCUGAAGACACUAUCCCUAUACAAAACCCCAGUGGCUCAGAUGCUCCGAAGCUGUCAGAUUUGCUGGACCGGGGCUGGAAGUUGUAUGAAGAAGUGGACACUACGAAUGAGCCGAGCAGCUCAAACGCGGUGCAGGUAAAAGUGAAGCGGGGCAUCAUGCAGCUGGAGGAGGCGACCAGGAUGGUCAAUCAGCUGGACAUUUUCAGUCGUAAUGAGGCUCUGGAGGAAAUCAGCACCACUGAUCUGAAGUAUCUGCUGUUGCCGGCAGUGCUGGGAGCUCUUACAAUGAAACAGGUGAACAUCAGCAAGCGACUCGAGCAUGUGCAGACAGCCCGCGUCUACUUCAUGGACUUCCUCCAGCGGUGCAAGGACUACGACGUGUGCAGUUUUCAGCUGCCCAAAACCAGUGAGAGCAAAGCAGAUACUCCCACUGAGGAGCAGACGAAUCAUGUACCCAUGCCAAUGUCACACCCAGACCUUAUCACCAUGGCAACACAAAGACAGGCCAAAAUCGAAAGGUUUAACCAACGUAAGGAGACAGAAGCCAAGCUUGGCGAGAUCAAAGGACUGGUUGAAUCCGGAUCGGCCGAUGAAGAGGUGGUGAGAGAUUUUUACCUGCUGCAUGUGCGCAGGUGGGUAACUCUAGCGCUUGAGGAGAUCGAAUCCAUUGACCAGGAAAUAGAGAUACUGAAAAAGAUGGAGCAUUUCAAGCAGAGUGCACCCCAGCCAUUCCCACCCAAAAGACCACCCAUGAAGCCUUUUAUCCUGACUAAGGAUGCUGUGCAGGCUAAAGUGUUUGGUGCUGGGUAUCCCAGCCUUGCCACCAUGACAGUGGAUGACUGGUAUGACCAGCAUCGGCGGAAGGGAUGUUUACCUGAUCAGGGCAAACCACGCAGCACAGUGGAUGGUGAUGCAGAGGAGGAUGAGAGAGCGGAGAGAGAGAGAAAGGAGGAGAAUGAUGACGAAGAGGCCCUGCAGAAGGCACGAGACUGGGAUGAUUGGAAGGACACGCACAGGAGAGGAUAUGGCAACCGCAAGAACAUGGGCUGAUCUGACAAAUACACAGACACAUGCACACGCACACGCACACAUCCCUUCAGUUCCCCCAAAUAAAUCUCCCCCAAAUAAAUCUCCCCCAAAUGAAGCCAAUAUAUGAUAUGGACACAACAGAGAGUGGUCAUUCGGAUAGGUUUUGAUUCUAAACCGUUUUUGUGUAUUUGAUGUUCUUUUAAAUGUCCCUCGCUAUAAUUCUUAAACCUUGGUGAGCUGUAAUGAAACCAGAAUCUCCUGCAGAAUCUUCAGAGAUGUUUUCGACACUUGUUGUAUCUCUCUGAAAGUUUGCCUUCACGUGGAUGUUGUUUUAAUCGCAACCGUUUCUUCUGUAAAUAGAUCCCAGUACUUUUGGAUUAUCUACAGAAGUUUUCUUUAUACUCUCAGUACUGUUAGUGUCAAAAUCAGCCCACUCAGCAGAACCUUAUGUGCUGUUUGAUUUGAAGUUACUUUGUUGAACUAUUGGCAGAUACUGCAAAGCCUCAGUGUCUGUUUCAGCCGAGACACUUCCAGGAAAGAUGAGGAAGAGCACCUAGAAACAACGCUGGAUCCUAAAACUGCUUAACAAGCUUCAAAAUGCUUGAAGAAACUGUGUGGAAAAAUAGUCUAGACUGCUUUUUAUUCUUAAAGUUAUUUAUUGCAUUACCUGGUAAUUCUAAAUCUUUUUUUUGGGUGAAAAAUCUCUGUAUUAAGAUCUCCAGUAAACCAGAGGUCACCAUUUAACAGCUUUGUUGUCUCUGUGUCUGGAUGAUACGAAAUUCUGAGACCAAUACCCUUAUGAAAAACAAGUAUACUUCAUUUAUAAGUAUAGUUCAUUUUAUUAAAAGUAUACUUAAAGGUCCAGUGUAUGAAAUUUUGCAGCAUCUGGUGACUCUCUACACCCCUCCCUUUCAAAGUAACUAAGAUGUCAUCACGGUUUCGUUUCUUGGCUGAAGGAGAUAACGUAUUUACAAAACACGCUCUGUAGAGCAGUUUGUCCGUUUGGGGCUUGCUGUGGAAGAAAAGGGUGAAUUCCAUGCAAGGGUCCCGCAGUGUAUGUAAUAAAAACAAGGCUUCAUUAUGUGAAGUCUUUAUACACCUCUGAACACAUCGUUAUGUAUAUUAUUGCAUUUCUGUCACAAGAUCCUCCAGAAAAUAAACAUUGUACCUAAUAAGUUUAUAUGA
Molecule: messenger RNA, 2265 nt
Organism: Triplophysa rosa
Lineage: Eukaryota; Metazoa; Chordata; Actinopteri; Cypriniformes; Nemacheilidae
Gene: igbp1
Product: immunoglobulin (CD79A) binding protein 1
Exons: 6
Coding region: 43-1101 (352 amino acids)
Biological process (GO): regulation of dephosphorylation; regulation of signal transduction
Cellular component (GO): cytosol
Molecular function (GO): protein phosphatase 2A binding
Source: RefSeq, a predicted model, not a curated record